This is a messenger RNA of Plectropomus leopardus (leopard coralgrouper), 3594 nucleotides long. Its product is annotated as cdc42 effector protein 3. Gene Ontology annotation, cellular component: cytoplasm; plasma membrane; cytoskeleton. Gene Ontology annotation, molecular function: small GTPase binding. The record is from RefSeq and is a predicted model, not a curated record. Lineage: Eukaryota; Metazoa; Chordata; Actinopteri; Perciformes; Serranidae. Gene Ontology annotation, biological process: positive regulation of pseudopodium assembly; positive regulation of actin filament polymerization; Rho protein signal transduction.
UGCUAACCUAUUCAAACUCUUUCACACGCUGCUCACACAGCUGUGCACCCUAGUUUCUCAAAUUUCUCGAUAUCACAGGAAUUACAUCAGCAUUUCCUGUUUUGCACUCACUUGUCUGCAGGUAAUGGGUGCAGCUAACCAACCAGCAGGACUAACACUUGUGACUACUAGGCUAACUGACACCGCUUACAGGAUGAUAUCAUCUGACGGCUGGCAACCAUUCUAAAGAGGGAUGACUGAAAAUAUAAACCAAUAAAAGUAUUAAGAAAGAAAUUACAAAGACGCCUUCACCUGGAUGCCUUGAAGCUCUUGUACUCUGACCUCACCUGGCUUAUCUCUUAUGCAAAGAAGACUUUCACCGCUAAAACACCUGGAGGGCUCUGCAAAGCAAGAGGGAGUUUACUCUGGGACGGGUUUAGAAAAAGAAAAAGAAAGGAUCAAAUGUCCAAGGACUGAAAACACUCCCCUAAGCAGCAGGAUAGACAAAGGCUGCGCAAUCUUCUCUGUAACCGCUGAACAAGUCCCAUCAUGUCAAGGAAGAGUUUGUCAGAGUGUGCAGGUAGACGCUGCCUAGUUCCCUGACAGAGGCGUGUGUGCAUGCGUUGGAUUGAAAUGUCCUGUAUUUGCUCAGAAAGCCAGAUGGAAUUACGCUCAUAACUGUCACCACUUGCUAAGGAUCCACCGUUGAAAAAGGAGGAAAUACAAAAGGAUAUAAAGACUAAGGAUAUAUAACAAGCAUAAAUAAAAGCAUUUUGGUCUAUCUGAGCCAGAUCUGCCAAGAUGCCACUGAGAACAUCAUUGUACAGAAAGCCAUCCUCUGGUCGUUGGCCCGGCAGGAAUUCCAAGCGCAGGGAGGUGCUGUCUGUCAACAUGAUCAGCCUACCACUGGCUGAUUUCCGCCACAUCUCACAUAUUGGCAACGAUGCCCAGAGAGACAGCUUUGGAGACCUGUCCUUCUUAAAGAUGGGCCACGGUCUGCUUCUUCAAAGCUCCCAGAGCGAGCAGAAUCUCUUCCUGGCUUGCUCUCCACCGCCAAAGCCCCCUCGGCUGAACCUGGAUGAUGCCGAGGGCUCAGAGAGCCCCGACUGGCGUGCAGGCCACAUGCACAACACAUCCCAGAAAAGAAAGAAAUGCAGCUCUAUGCCGCUGCUGGAUAGUGAGGAAGGGGAAGCAGAGAUGGAAAAGGAGGGUGGGUACCAAAGAGGGAAUAAUGUCACUCCCAAUAUGGCUCGCAGCCUUGGACGAGGCAGCCUGAGUUCAGACAAGGAUGAAGACUCCACAGACACCUGUGAUAAAACUGCUGGACAGCAUAAAGAGGAGGAGAGUGGUUUUUCAUUCAGCCUCGACCUGGGCCCUUCAAUCCUGGAUGAUGUUCUCCAGGUGAUGGAAAAACACCACGAUUAGACAACAUAUUAGCCACUAAAAGUUUGGAGUUUGAAGAAAAGAUCAGAUUUCACACCCUUUUUGGGAACACACUCCUGAUAGAAUGGACAAACCACUACCCUAAAGCGAUGGUUAUUGCUGGAAUAAAUCUGGAGAUAUCUGAUUUUAUGAUCUCUAGGUGCCAAGUACAGACAAACAACCUUCGGUGAAAGCUUGCCUCACCUAGGUUUUAAUGGACUACUACACAGAAUAAAACUGAUACAGGAUAAAAAAGUUCUGCAUUUUUUUUAAUGAUUUCUGUAAAGCAUGUGACAUUUUAUAUCUGAUAUUACAGCACCUUUCUAGAAUAAGGAGCUUACUUUUUUUAGCGCACCAAAUAUUGUAUUUAUAACACACUGUGGUUCACAGCAUUUGUUAAAGAUAAACAUUUCGUUUGAAAGGUUUAACUAAAAAAAAGACAACACAAAGUUAAUAUUUUCCUUAAAAUCACCCCUUGCAGAGUUGAAUGCAAUGUUGAAGUUAAUAAUUGAACUCUGUUGGAUGUCAAACUCUGAGCUGGACAUUUCCACCUUCUUUUACUUUCUUACUUUGCUAUUGUAAUGCCCCAAAACCACACUGCACAGUGCUGAAGACGGCUGUUAAGACUUAAGAGUGUUGUGUUUAAGAAAAGAAAAGCUGCGGCUGGAAUCCAAGGUCCUCGAGCUGUGAUGUCUUGGCGGGCUUGCCAAUCUAUUGUGUGCAGAGGGCAAUUUUUGGUCCGCACGCAUCUCAGAGGCCCCACGCGAAAGGUAGACCAAGGUACCCCCCAUCUCUCAUUCCCAACAAUGCAGUGAAAACAAACACUUAGCUCUGCUUCCAAUAAAACCCAGCCAGUGAUGGCAGGUUGGGCUGCAGACCAAGCCAGGCCACAGGUCCAAGACCUCAGAUAAAAAAAAAAAAGAGGCAGGAGCAGGCUGUUUUCUUAGCUGCAAAUCAAGAGUGCGAUGCUCUGGUGAGUGGCGCACGAGAGGAAAAGUGGUAAAGGGUAACGUGAUACUUCCACAUAUGCAGGGGGUGGCGAGGGAGGAGGACCAGAGACAUUCAUUACUGCAGCAAAAGCCCUGAUGAGGGUUUAAACACUACCUUCUGACCAAACAGACCCCCAGUAUGAGAAAAUCUUGCAUACACUGGCACACAGGAGGAAAACGCGUGUGCUGUAUGCAUAUGUAAGCACGCAUCAGUAAACUGAGAUUUGUGCAGACAAUUUGGGUCCACUUUUCUCAGGUCUGGAGACGGGACAGAGCCUCAGUCUGUGCCUUUGUGGGGGGUUCCCAGGAAAGGCUGUGGGGCAAACCCAGAACAAGUCGAAUUCCUAAGUUCCCCACGGCUCAUGCUGCAAAAUAUACGAACCACAAGUGUCCCACGUCUAGCAAUAGAUUUAGAAUUCUAUGUAUGUCCAAACAGAAACAGCAAUGUUUGUGGGUACGUCUGCACUGUAUAUCUACUCUGCCAUCUCUCAUUUUAGUGGAUAUCACUGACCAUUUGUCUUGUGUUUGUUAUGACAAUAACACAUUGUGAAACUUUUUUUUUUUUUUUUGCAUUGAAAAAUGUACUGUUAUGUAUUUUGGGGAAGUAAAGAAAAAUAUCUUUCAUACUCCAAGAUUGGUGGUUUUGUGGAUAGAAGUGCUCGUGUCAACAUUUUAAGAGAGCUCGUAUGAGAUUGUUUACACACUCUGACAGACAGACAUUUAUUUGGCUUUUCAACUGUCAGAAGCCACUGUAGAGGCAACAAGCCUUGCUUAACAGUUUCUAGAAAAAUUAUAGCCUUGGAUUAUCCACCACAACAUGCAGCACAACAUUAUUUCAAGGUGGAGAAACACACAAGCCUAAAUUAGACAGGCAUGUCAAGCAGGAAUACGUGUGAAGUCGCAAAUACUGUAUUACGGUGAAGUGGACUUUGAGGCGGCUGCUGAGUUGCUCGGCUUGCCCCACUCUGAGGCACACCUGUGUCAUAAAGGAGGUGACAUUCAAUAGCUAACCAGGGUGUGCCUGCAAUUUGUCAAGACUUUUCUAUACUUUUUGCAGAUAAGCAAGAGAAAGAGCUAUUCAGUCACACAGACUUUACUUUGGAUAGUGUUUCCGCGUCUGCAACAAUGAACAAACAAUCAAAGCCUCAUUUGUUAGCAAAUGAAAGAAGAACUGUGCAAUGUCAGACAGACACUUUGAAAACAA